AUCUCCGCACCCACUACUGAACUUGUCCCGAUCACGCAUUUAGACCCCACUCACUCUCGCAAUACCGCACGAUUUGCUUUGAGAGCGUUGCGUGAAUUGCAGUUAGCGUGUUCGAAUCGGUCCGAGCUCGAACUGUGUCAUACCGCCUUUACCCGAGCUCGUCUUGCACAUCUGUUGGAUGGGCCGGAAGAAUUAGUCACUGCCAUCGAUCCCGUUCCCAACACCCAAGCCCACGGAGGUACCCCUGGUCGUUUCAAUAGUCUUGGAUGCAAUACUCGUGGUACGUGUACAGUCAAAGUGAAUCCGCUCAUGACUCAUCUAACCCCGUCGAUCGGUCCCUUGGAGUUCACACAGGAAUUGCUAUUCGAACAGUCGUGGCCGAGAAUUUGGGCACACUGGACCACCAGGCGCCUUACUGAAUGCGAGCAAUGUGCACUGGGUGAAUUGAGCCUCGAUGUGAAACACCUAAACUCAUCUGUUUCCCGCUUUGAUGCAUCUCAUUCCUCGCGAAUAAACACGAACAAACUGACCACCAGUUUGGCCGCAAGUGGUGUUGGUGGAUCACCAUCCCAUUUUUCCUUUUUGCGAUGCGGUCGCAAAGCGUUUGUUCUUGACUACCUUCCUUCUCUGCGCACUUUGGCCUCCGGUGAAGCUACAAAGCAGGCCUUGGCCACCAAACGCCGGUUCUUUCACUAUUUCGAUCGAAUCAACUUGCAUCUGACCACAUCAACACGCCGGAUGCUAGAGAAACCGAUCUUUCCGAAUUGA
This is a messenger RNA of Echinostoma caproni, 768 nucleotides long. Lineage: Eukaryota; Metazoa; Platyhelminthes; Trematoda; Plagiorchiida; Echinostomatidae. The record is from the annotation of a GenBank genome assembly.